Molecule: messenger RNA, 1319 nt
Organism: Phytophthora nicotianae INRA-310
Lineage: Eukaryota; Oomycota; Peronosporomycetes; Peronosporales; Peronosporaceae
Exons: 5
Coding region: 136-1077 (313 amino acids)
Source: RefSeq, a predicted model, not a curated record
GACGAAGCAGAGUCGCUCCUUUAAGCUGCCGCACCCUUCGACUCGAAGAGAGAGGCGUUUGUCGCCUGGUCAAGUCAACUUGCACUUUCAAAAAACACGCAGCAGCAGCACACGGUUCAGGAAGACCCCACCAACAUGCAACCGUGGGCUACACCUGAGACCACGAUCGUGCUCACGGAUUUACUGCACUCACAGCCACAACAACUGAGAAACGGCGUUUACGUAAAACCAGAGCCGAGGUAUGUGAGUUCUCGAUCCGGGUUUGUGGAGUUGCCACCGUUGCUCCCACCCCGAACACCGACGUUACCAGCCAUCACGGAUGUGCUUCGGACAACCAGUCCAGAGCAGCAGAGAUACCAGUACGAGAACCAGGUAAACACCGCGACCACAAAACUCCCUCGAUCAGCCUCAACCGCAAGAACCAGCUACGGACUACCUGCUACUCAAUACUCCGCUAAUACCUUGACGUAUCCCGCUAAGUUUAUCUAUCGACCGAAAAACACGGACUACAACACGCGAAAUAGCCCCAUGCUUCCCUAUCUGCCAACGACUUCAAUCCAAUCUGCAAACACCAGUGGGGGAAUGACCCCACCAGGACUUGUGAGUACCAGGACGCACCCUAUCGGCACGCCGAGCCCUCGAGUAGCAGCUCGACCGGCAAACCGAACGUGCAGAUUUACUGGUUGCAGCCACUACGUGGUGGAUCAUGGACUCUGCGUCCGACACGGGGGUGGAAAGCGCUGUACAGCUGAAGGCUGCUCUAGUCGAGCCAAACACUUUGGUCGUUGCUGGAAACACGGUGGCUCGUUAGAGUGUAAAGCUCAUGGUUGUUCCAACCGAGCCAAGUCUCGUGGCUACUGCUGGUCUCAUGGCGGGGGUACCAAAUGUAAAGUAGCCUGCGAUAAAAUCGCCAUCUCCAACGGCUUGUGCUGGGCUCACGGUGGAGGCAAACGCUGCAUCGUUCCAGGGUGCCGAAAGCAGGCGUACGAGCGGACGUGCAACUACUGCAACAGUCACUUCCAGCAGUACCAGCAGGCAGCAUUGGAGCUAGCAAAGAAACAGCCACCGCUCAAGUGAACCAUUUGAGUUACUUGUAGUAUUUAUUCAGCAUGCUGCAUCACAUGUUACGACUUCCGCGUGGAUGACUCUUUCAUCGUGGCGUUGAAGGGAUCGACACGAAAGAGCAAAUCAUGCGAUUUAUGAUAACAGUCGUCAAUUUACCGAAAAGGUGGGGCAAGUAGUAAAGGAGAGUGGUGUUUGGAAAGACGUACGAGCUUAAGUAUCUGUAGUUGACUACUGUAUUGGUUUGAUGAAGACGC